AUAACGAAAGUAGAUUGAGGACUGAAGAAAAUAUAUAUGCCGAUUGUCCUCAUCUGUUUUCGGCUUAUUUAAUACAGAAAUUCGUGGCAUUUAAUAUAAAAGUUUAGUUCAUUUUUCCCUAUAUGAUUCAUGUGUAGAGAUCACUUGCAACACUUAUCCAUAGAUAUGAAGAAGAACGAAAUAUGAAGUUCUUAGACAAUUAUGGCAGUAGUCGUUAUCAUCUUUUAUGUGCUUUUUCUACAUGCAGUAUCAUCUUUUUUCAACAUUACCUGUCCUUAUGCACAUAAUUUGUAUUUGACUGCUUCUGUGAAAUGCCCAGCAGUUGCCAGUUACACUUGUUUAUAUGAUUCAGUAAACAAGAAUUACUCAGAAAACUGCAAAGGACCAUCAAAAAAACCACCAGGAGAAAAGUCCGUAAUCAACUUAGGUAAUUUUGAUACUGUGGAUUGUUCAGAUGAACGGUACCAAUCAAGACCAUUUUCUUCAACUCAGGGAACUAACUGUAUCCUCCAAAAAACACCAUGCAAUGAGGAAGGGCAAGUUAUAUACAGCAAUGGUAGUACAACUGCAGACAGAAAAUGUAGAUGUGACUAUACAAAGAACUAUGCAUUUGUUUCUACAAACCGUUCUGAUCCAUGUUCUUGUGAUCCAGUUCAAGAGGACUGCACCUGUCUCAUCAAAAAAUGUAACAAUGGACUGAAACUCUCGUCAGACUACAAGUGUGUACCACAAGAUGAAAGAAGUUUUACAUGUAAAGAGAUAACACAUUUCAAGAAUGAAAAUGAAUCAGAAGGAAUAGAUUUCAGUAAUUUUGAAGAAAAUGGCAAUGUGAUUAAUGGUACCGUGCUUCCAUACAGAACUAACACAGCCAUUAUUAUAAAUGGAUUUGUCUUUUUGAUAGUUUCAUGUAUGGUGCUGUUGUGUACAGUAGAGAGACUUAAUAUUUGUUUUACAAACUUUGAAAUAGUUGCUGACUUGAAAGAUGUUACAUGUUUUGAGCAUGAAGAUGUCAUAUUUACAUGUGAAGUUACCAAAGAAGCAACUGAAGUUAAAUGGUGCAAAGGGGAUCAUGCAAUUUCUUCUUUAGGAGACGAGAGAUUUAAAGAAUUGAAAGAAAACCAUAUAUACAUACUCAAAAUUGAAAAAGUGCAAAUGAUGGACAGAGGUCACUACACAAUCAAAUUUAAGGAGAAACUUUCAAAAGCAGAGCUUAAUGUUUUCAAGGAGGAUUUUACGUUCAGAAUUAAGUUGAUGUUAGAGAAAGUAGCAAAGCCUGUAGUGAAAAGUAUUUUUGAUGAUGAAUUUUCUCCUAAAGUACUACAAGCAGAACUAAAGAAGAGAUCUCUAAAAAUCAAUGAUUUGAAAACAGAUAAACAUAUUAACCUUGAUGAUUUUGAUUUAUUAUAUCCUAAAACAGUUAAAUACAAAAUCAAGUUGAUACAUCAUGAUCUUGAAUAUACCAGUGAUUUAACAGAUAAAAGUACUACAGCUUUUAAAGAAAAAGCCCAAAAAAUUGAACAAGAUGUAGCUGAUUUGUAUACAUCUGUAAAGGGACAGCAGGAAGUAAAAGUAUUAGAAUUUGGACCUGUAUUUAUGCUCAUAACCUUUGAGAUAACUACUGAAGAAAGUGAUCAAUAUGACUUAAAAUCCACACUCUCUUCUGCUAUAGAAGCAAAAAUUAUUCCACCUUUUACAGUAUGUGAGUUAAAGAACUUUGAAGCUAUUGAUGAAAGAGAAAAUUUGUAUAAGGUCAGUGUGGUUUUUACAAACAUUGAAUAUGAAAACAUCCAAGCUGAGUUAAAGAAAGUUGAAAGAGCUUUAACAGAAAAAUUGCAAACAAGUUUUCCGAGAUGCACAGUAAAAGUUUUAGACCAUAAGCCAUACAAUUCAUCUCUGGUUGUGACUUUGAUGUUGACAUCUAGAUAUUUUAACCAGUACAGGGACCUAAGUGGUAAACUUGAGAGAGCUAUUAAAUUGAAAGCCUGUCCAUUUACUGAUUCUGCUUUAAGAUCAUUUGAAUUUGUAAAAAAUAACAUUUUGAAACCUUUAUCAGAAACUUUUGACUUACGUUUGAUGAUUGUUCUAUUAAGAAAUCUAACUCGUUUGGAUAUUGCUGACAUUUUGCCUUUUGCGGACGACAAAUCUAUAGGUGCUGAUAUAUCUAGGAUUAAAUUCUUUAGGAAUACGUUUUUACAUUCAGAGAAAGUUAUUACAAAAGAACAGUUUGAAGAAAUAUGGAAUGGACUAGAGAUGCCACUAAAUAGACUGAGUGACAACAAGUAUAAACCAAUGAUGAUCAAGUUGAAAAAGAAGAAACAAAUAAGUGAAAAAGUAUCUAGAGAGUUAGAGCAGAGGUUACACCAUGAAGAAGUUACCUCAGAUGAAGAUGAGAUUGACAGUGGUGGAGAGGAAGAACAUAAACAUAGUGAUACUGAUGAGGAAGAAGAAAGAGCUAUUCAGAUUAACAGAAUGGUUAAUAAAGCUGCAAGAGUUAAAUUUGACAAGGAGUUUCCACCAGAUAGACUUCCAGCAGUAAUUAGUAGAAAGAAAACAACUUUGAUAGAUUACAAAGAAGCAAAACAAAUCACACCAACACAACUAGAAUCAUUAUUGAAUGACAAGCCAACCUCAGAGAAACUUGAACUGUCUUUGCUUAUAAGACUUAUUUGGAUAUUAAGAGAUACAGCUAGGAGAAACCCACCAAUAAGUGAGGAUGAUUACAACAAUCUUCGUAGUCUGAACAGUUUGACUGAUGACCUCAGUAAACUGUCUUACACUGAACAGGAAAUUGAGAACAUCUUUCAAAUUUUGCGCAAGCUUGAUGUUCAGGAAUUUUCUUCUUACCAUCAUCACAGAGGUGAUAACAGAAGUGCUUGUGGACCUUGAGUCAGUGCAUUUGGAUCUGUUGCAUAAGACUUGCAUGAAUGACGACACCUGGCCUUGUCAUAAACAUUUGGAGUACGAUCAUCAGACUCAGACUCAGAAUUCAACCAAUCAAAAUACUGGAUUUGUUCCUUCGAGCAUACAUUUUGUACUCUGAGUAUGAGUAUAGUUUUAUGACCAAGAGCCCUGGUUCUCAAACAGAAAAGGACAUUUUAAAAAACAUUGUCUUUCAAGUUUAAAAUAUUGAUUUUGAGAAGUGCUUUUAAUGUACCUAAUGUAUGAGAACUAUCAGAAAUGUUAAUACCCUGAAAUCUAUUGAGAUUUGUAUUCUGUGCUAUAAAAAAAAACCCAAAAGGAUGGAAAACAGCUGGUCCAAACAUCUUUGCCAUUAACAUGAUUAAGCAAAAGUUUGAUUUGUUUUAUUGUCUGUAUGAAUAACUUUUUAAUUUUUUAUCAUUUCUGUUUGAUGUUGUCAUAAAACAAAAUGUCAGAUAAGGUUUAUAUAAGACUGACUUAUUGAAAUGUUCUUUACCUUCAUUUAUCAUAUACUUAGCAUUAAUAUGAUAGCUUUUGCAUAUGUGUAAUGAACGGAAGUACACAAGCCAUAAUUUCCCACCCGGGCUGAUAACCCAUACCAGGGGCGUCUUGUGCAAAAAACCCAUAACAGUGCCUCUCGUGCAAGUUACUUCCGGUAUUUCCGGUAUCGUAUGUUUACUUUUCCAUUGUGUCAUCAGAUAUUUUUUAUUAUGACGUCAAAAUUUUACGGGAACUUUUGGGAUGUCCAGUAAUGGCGGACAAAUAGCGAUAAGGUUUAUUGGAUCCAGUGGUAAAUCUGUUUAUAUAGAACCAGCUGUUAUUGAAAAAAAGAUGUUAACAUGGCUAAAUCCGAUGAUAUAGAUUUUCAAAAUGAUGCUAGUUUACAAUUAGUACUUGCUAACAAAUGCCAUUGACAAUUAUGAAUCAUCUCAUAUAGUACAACAUGUAGUAAUAAUGAUCAUAAAACUGUAAAUACUUCCUCCAUGCUUCCAGCUUCCAAAUUUUUAAUGUUUCAAAAUGCCUCUAUAGGAAAUGGUACCAUAAUAUAUAUGGAGGUAGUGAUGCUAUUGUUGGAUAAUUAUAGUGUAUUUGUUGGAUUCAUGAUUUAACUUCUUUAAAAAGUUUUUGACUGUUUUAGUUAUUUCAUUUGUUUAUUUGCCUUACAUAAAACAAUUGUCGGAAGUAUAUGAUAAAGAGAUUAAUACAUGGCCUUUUCCAUAUCGGCCCGGGUAUCAUCCCUCGACCCAUAGCAGCACCUCGACUACGUCUCGGGCUGAUAUGGGGGUCUCGGGAUGAUACCCGGGCCGAUAUGGAAAAGGCCAUGUAUUAAUCUCUAUGUAAAAUGACAGAUUUAUAUUUUUUUAUGCCUGUUUACACUUUACAGGACGUAUUAUU
Molecule: messenger RNA, 4314 nt
Organism: Mytilus californianus (California mussel)
Lineage: Eukaryota; Metazoa; Mollusca; Bivalvia; Mytilida; Mytilidae
Exons: 21
Coding region: 202-2886 (894 amino acids)
Source: RefSeq, a predicted model, not a curated record